UUCUUGCUGUCAACAAGGUCAUUGAUGCCACUUCUUUGGCUUGUUUUGUUACAUAUAGAGGCAAGCCAUGUCUGUGGUGAUACCAUCGCAACAGUUUCUCUUCUGCUCUUUUCUCUUCCGUCUCUAGAGAAAAGCAAACCACUACACCUUCCACUACAGCCAUGGCUUACCACAUCAGAUCUGCUAGUGUUCCUUCCAGCCCUCGCUCCAAUGAAAUCGACGUCGAAGAACAAUUGCAGAGCUUGAAGGCAACAACCUCUUCAUCCUCUGCGACCAUUGGAACCAUGUGCGAUGGUUUGAGAAAGCUUGGAGAAGUCUACAGCUGCAUCGGCGAGCUUGUGUGCUUACCCAGCAGCCAAGUUACACAGCAGAGGAAAGCAGUGGAGCAAGAGCUCGAGCAAUCCCUCGCCGUCCUUGAUCUCUGCAGCGUUAUGCAAGAAAGCUUCUCUGAGCUCAAGGAAACCAUCCUCGACAUGCAGUCGGUUCUUAAGAGAGGAGAUCAUACAGCUGUCCAAGCCAAGAUCCAGUCCUACAUCCGCGUGGCCAAGAAGGCGCAGAAACAAUUCAACAAAAUCAGCAAGAAGUCCACUACAGCUGAUCAGGAAAGUUUCAGGGUGAUCAAGAUAUUGUCUGAAGCCAGAGUGAUUGCCGCCUCCAUUCUGGAAUCCUCAUCGCAUCUCCUGUUGAAGAAAAUUGCCAUGCCAAGUUCCAGCAAGUGGUCUCUUGUGUCCACAGCAUUCCAGAAGAGAAGAGUCGUUUGCGAGGAGGGGCAAUUGCAGGUGUUGGAGUUGGACAUUGUUGAUCUUGAGAGCGGAGUUGAGGCUUUGUUCAGGACAUUGAUCCAGAGCAGAGUUUCUCUUCUGAAUGCUCUUAGCUUGUAGUUAGAUCAUACAACAACUCUGACCCCCUGUGAUUAGCAUCCACCUUUUAGAGGAUCUGCUGAUUAUCGAAACAAAUUUUGAUGUAUAUAUGAGAGAAAGUGUACAGAAAAGUACUCAAUUGAGAAGCAAAGCUUUUGGCCCA
This is a messenger RNA of Phragmites australis (common reed), 1023 nucleotides long. RefSeq lists its product as uncharacterized. The transcript has a single exon. The record is from RefSeq and is a predicted model, not a curated record. Lineage: Eukaryota; Viridiplantae; Streptophyta; Magnoliopsida; Poales; Poaceae. Gene Ontology annotation, biological process: root development; shoot system development. Bases 162 to 881 code for a protein of 239 amino acids.